Dromaius novaehollandiae (emu) is the source of this 1868-nucleotide messenger RNA. RefSeq names its product cyclin dependent kinase 10 (gene CDK10). Gene Ontology annotation, biological process: regulation of mitotic cell cycle; protein phosphorylation. Gene Ontology annotation, cellular component: nucleus. The coding region runs from base 62 to 1174 and encodes 370 amino acids. The transcript has 13 exons. NCBI's taxonomy places the organism in Eukaryota, Metazoa, Chordata, Aves, Casuariiformes, Dromaiidae. Gene Ontology annotation, molecular function: ATP binding; cyclin-dependent protein serine/threonine kinase activity. The record is from RefSeq and is a predicted model, not a curated record.
GCAUGCGCGAGGGGCGGGCCCGGCAGGAAGGGGCGUCACGGCGCAUGCGUGGGGGGACGGCAUGGCGGAGGGGGCUGCUGCUGCUGCUGCUGCUGCAGAGGGGGAGCCGGAGCCGCUGCGGCUGCGGCGCCUGCGGGGAGAGGGUUUCUUCGAGGUGCCGGCCGGGGACCGGCUGGGAAGAUGCCGGAGUGUGAAAGAGUUCGAGAAGCUAAAUCGGAUCGGGGAGGGCACCUAUGGCAUCGUGUACCGUGCCCGGGACACGCUGACAGAUGAAACCGUGGCAUUGAAGAAGGUGCGGAUGGACAACGAGAAGGAUGGAAUGCCCAUCAGCAGCCUGCGGGAGAUCACCCUGCUGCUGCAGCUUCGGCACCCCAACAUCGUGGAGCUGAAGGAGGUGGUUGUGGGGAACCACCUGGAGAGUAUUUUCCUGGUGAUGGGCUACUGCGAGCAGGACCUGGCCAGCCUCCUCGAGAACAUGCAGACGCCUUUCUCAGAGGCUCAGGUGAAGUGCAUCAUCUUGCAAGUCCUCAAGGGCCUCCAGUACCUUCAUGAGAACUACAUCAUUCACAGGGAUCUGAAAGUGUCCAACCUGCUCAUGACCGAUAAAGGCUGCGUGAAGAUAGCGGAUUUUGGGCUGGCACGUACUUACGGGAUGCCACCGAAGCCAAUGACCCCUAAAGUUGUCACACUCUGGUACCGAGCACCUGAGCUGCUGCUGGGGAUGACAACCCAGACCACCAGCAUUGACAUGUGGGCCGUGGGCUGCAUCCUCGCUGAGCUCCUGGCCCACAAGCCGCUGCUGCCAGGCACCUCCGAGAUUCACCAGAUCGACCUGAUCGUGCAGCUGCUGGGGACACCCAACGAAAACAUCUGGCCGGGCUUCUCCAAGCUGCCCCUGGUGAGCCAGUACACGCUGCGGAAGCAGCCCUACAACAACCUCAAGCACAAGUUCCCCUGGCUGUCGGAGGCCGGGCUGCGCCUGCUCCACUUCCUCUUCAUGUUCGACCCCAAGAAGCGGGCGACGGCAAAAGACUGCCUGGAGAGCUCCUACUUCAAGGAGAAGCCCCUGCCCUGCGAGCCGGAGCUCAUGCCCACCUUCCCCCACCACCGCAACAAGCGAGCAGCCGCCGCCAGCGCAGGGACGGAGAGCCAGGCGAAGCGCAGCAAGCCAUGAGCCGCUGUCCCACGGCGGGGGGGGGGGGCAUCUGCUGCCCCGGGAAGCCGGCGGGGGCCAGCCCUGCCAGGAGGAGGUAUGCCGAGCUCGAGCGGGGACGGCCGUCACCCCGCCGCUGGACUGGACGCGGGCUGCCUGCCCUGCUCUGCCGCCUGCUUGGCACCCGGCUCUCCUCGGAGAGGUACCGGUGCCGCGGGCUCCGUCACCUCCUGGGACAGGCCCCGGCUGCGCUGCCCCGACCCCAUCAGCCCUCGAAGGGACGCGCUAGGGGAGCCUGUCCUAGCUGUCAGCACUCCAGGUCCUGUGCUCAGCUCCUGCGUGGAGCUGCUUGUGCUGGGAACAUCCACCAGCCGCACAGCUCGGCUGAACUGCCAGCCUCGCAAAGGGGGCCAGACUGCGAUGGGGAGUGCUGCAAGCUGCCUCCCUUCACUUGCUGUCAGCUUCCUUGUGCUGCUCCGCUCUCAAGAGGCUGCAGGCGGGUUGCAGCCCUGGGCCUCUGUGGAGCCGGCAGCAGCGCUGCCUGCCCGGGGGGGAGAGGAGAGAGGGGGCCCUGGGCCCCAUCGGGUGCAGGAGUGAGAUGAGGGGGCUGCCAGGAGGCAGGAGGCCUCAGCCCUGCUCGCUGUCCUGCAGCAGGCAGCUGUGGGCGCAGGGUCACCCUGACUUUGCCUUCAAUAAAAGCAUCUGCAAACAGCAA